Clunio marinus is the source of this 270-nucleotide messenger RNA. Lineage: Eukaryota; Metazoa; Arthropoda; Insecta; Diptera; Chironomidae. The record is from the annotation of a GenBank genome assembly.
AUGUUUAAUCGUCAUACUUACAUCCGCAAAUCAUAUGAGCUGAUUUGGUAUAAAUCAAAGGAGAUGCAACGGUGUUUGACAGAUUACGGUACUGGUGGAAAAAAACUGUUUCAAUUACGGGCGCAUUGUUUUCGAUUAAAAAGUGUCGCACCUAAAUCAGGCAACUGUCGUGCUUUCUUUUCAUAUAAAUAUAUAGAAAUAUGGUUUUGGGUGAAGGGAGAUAUUAUUCAAUGGAAUUUGUCAUUUCAAUGUUUUCAAAGAGAGGCUUAA